AACUUCUGAAAUCUUUUGAAUGAAGUCUUUAAACUCAUUGCUUGGAAUAAUUUGAUGAAGUCUUAGUUCUCCUUUGAAUCCCAUUGUAAUCAGUUAAAAUCUUGGUGUAUAAAGAUUCGAAAGAGUAUGUUUCCCGUUUGUCCAUGAAAGAUACGAAGAAGAUCAGUUACCGAAAAAUAUUCGAACAGAUCAAGAUUUCGUUGGCCAAUGAUUCUAAAUGCAUUACAGUGGAUGUAUCAGAAAGGUAUUUACCGAUGAAAAUCUAGGUGAUACAAACAUCAAGAUCGAUCGAAUGAAUUGACUAAUUGACGAUUUAACAGUAAUCCGCAUCUUUCUAUUGUCUUUCACUGUAGCAUUUAAAUGACUCAGUGACGCUGCCCAAACACGCCUCUAAUGAAAAAGACAUCCAACGAAUGAAGGACACAAACCAACAAACGAAAUAUAUGUUGACCUUGACCUGAAGAAUGAUUGUCGUAGUGAACUAGAUAGAGGAUAUAUUUCUCGCUCGAUUCUGUAUCUACUUCAGGUACAGGAGAUGUACAGUCAGAGAAGAGCAAUGAGAGAUGCAGAGAAAUGUGAAGAGAUCAAUACAUAGGAGUAUAGGACUACUAUAUUUGUGAAAUGAAGAGAAGAAUUUUUUCCUUUGCUUAGUUUUAUACAAAAUAAGAUUACAGACAAUUCGAUGUUCUUACAACUAGGGAACUUCUCCAAAUUCUUUUGAAAUAUAUUGAGUUUACUGGUUUUUAAGAUCCUUUUAUGUCAUACAUGCUUCAGGUUUGUUUAAAAGACAUUAUCAAUACAACGGAGAUUAUCCUGCUGUAUGAAUAUGAAGCCUCUGCAAACAAUUAUCUGUAAUUUGAUCGACCUUUUCUCAACAAUCAUUUGACGAAAAGAAAGAACGGUGGUCAACCAAUGUUUUGUUUGAUGUCUAGAAUAACUCAUGCAAUAUAUCGAUUUUUAUAGAACUAACAAGAACGAAAAUUAACUACUUAACUACAUGUAAAACAAUGAAACUAUAGAAGAAUGCAUCGACGACGAAACGAGUAUCCGAUAUACCAGCGACGAUUAGUCCAAUGUUCGAGUGUAUAUCUUCCUAUAUCGAGCUUAUCAAUACUCAUCGAUUGUUCAAUGAUUGCAUGAAUUUCGUGUCGAGUCAUGAUAAACAGUAAAGCUUGAACAUCUACUAUACUAAUCGUUGAAAAAAAUUUAAUAAUCUUAAUAUUGUCGUCGUAGCAUAAUCGUAGAUAAUUGUCGAAGUCGUCGUGAACAAGAUUUGUUUCUAUUUGAUCCUUAGAAAGUGGACAUUGAAUAGGAAAAAGCAAGUAUUUUUUUUUCAUUUAUACAAAAUAAAAUGUUCGGUUUUUUAAUUUCAAUACAUCUCAUCAAGUAUUUUAUUUUAUAGCUGUUUAUUUUGAACCAAAAACAAUAAGAGGAUUGUAUAAAAAGAAUGUGAACAAGCUAUAGAUAAUGGAUGCGAAAAUAAAGCUGAUUAUAAAUGAAUUGCUAAGUAAGAAUUAAAGAAAUGUGAAGAACAUUAUUUGUGUAGUAUUUCAUUCGCAAAGCUUAUACUCGUAUAGGAAAUGUAAAAGUACAACAAAAAACUAUCAAGAAGCUAUUAAAUAUUUGAAUCGAUCAUUUGUGAAACAUCGAAAUACGGAUAUAAUAAAAAGAAAAGAAGAAAUUGAAAAGAUUCUUAAAGAAAAAGAACGGCUAGUUUAUAUAAAUCCGGAAUUAACUGAACAAGAAAAGACUAAAGGAAAUGAAUUUUUUCAAAAAGCUGGUUAUUCAAAUGCACUUAAACAUUAUGCGUAAAGUCAACUGUUUUUUGAUAUCUAUUUCACAUAGAAUCUCUUCAAUUGCUCGUAUGUUGUAGUGAAACUAUUAAACGAAAUCCAUCAGACGUAAGACUUUAUUCGAAUCGAACAGCUUGUUUUAUAAAACUAUUGAAAUUCUAAUUAACAUUGAAAGACAUUGAAGAAGAAAUUAGAAUUGAUCCAACAUUUGGCAAGUUUUCACGGCAUGAACGAAUCAUUAGCUAAACAAUUUGAUUUUAUAGCUGAACGUUACCUUCAUAAGGUCAUACUUUAAUGAGCAUGAAAGAUUUCUCUCAGGUUAUGGUUGCAUUUAAUACAGUCCUUCAAAUUCAGCCAAAUAAUCAGAUAAAGAAAAAAAAACAAAAAUAAAUUUUAUUUUGAUCAUAUAUAUAUAAACAAAAUAUGUUUAGGAAACAAUGGAAGGUUAUCAGCAAUGUGCAGUGAGAUUAAGUGAUGAUCCUGAAGAAAUCUGUAAACGUGCACUUGCUGAUUCUGGAAUUCAACAAAUUCUUGAUGAUCCAGGUAUGUAUUUAAUACUUGACUAA
Rotaria sordida is the source of this 2359-nucleotide messenger RNA. NCBI's taxonomy places the organism in Eukaryota, Metazoa, Rotifera, Eurotatoria, Philodinida, Philodinidae. The record is from the annotation of a GenBank genome assembly.